This is a messenger RNA of Talpa occidentalis (Iberian mole), 1827 nucleotides long. It is a transcript of the gene TOP6BL, whose product is annotated as chromosome unknown C11orf80 homolog. Bases 85 to 1827 code for a protein of 580 amino acids. The transcript is spliced from 17 exons. Gene Ontology annotation, biological process: reciprocal meiotic recombination; meiotic DNA double-strand break formation. NCBI's taxonomy places the organism in Eukaryota, Metazoa, Chordata, Mammalia, Eulipotyphla, Talpidae. The record is from RefSeq and is a predicted model, not a curated record.
GAGGCCGUCCGACGGGUUUGUUUGUACUCAGAGCUGCUGAUGGGGUGGUGCUAAAGCUUCCGGUCUGGGGACCACGCUUGGAGGAUGUCCAAAGACGCGGAGCAGCGGGAAUCGGUUAGAGGAGCGACGGCAGAGAAGACGCAAGUUUCAGGGAUUUUGAAAUACUUAAUAAUUCACUGGAAGUGUGAAACAGCAGGAGUACCUAAGGGAGCCUUGGUAGAAGGACAGCUAGUGAUUUCCAUAGAAGCAUUAAAUUCUAAGCACCGGACAAACACUCUUCAUUGUGUAACAACUAUUGCUUCUACAGGAAGCAUUUAUGAUGGUUUGAUCCUCAAGAAGUUCCUGAAAGAAAUACAGUCUAUGCUGCAUGGAUUCUCUGCAAAGCUGAAUUGGACUUCAGAAGAAGCCAGCUAUUUUCAGGACACAUCGAGGGUAUCAAACGUCCAGAUGAUUUGUGAGGUUGAUGAAAAGCCCAGAACUUUGAUGACAGAUAGUCUGGUUAUAAAGAAUUUUUUACACAAAAUCAGCAUAGUACAACCUAAGAUUAAAUUUAAUUUCAGUGUAAAAAUGAAUGGAAUCUCCUCCAUAGAGAUGUUUGGGGUACAGAAUGAACCCACUUUGAGCCUGUGGAAUGGAAUUGCUCUUGUUGUAAACUCUCAGCAUUAUGUGAGUAGGGCAAAAUUCGGUACAACUGAGUUACUGUGUGGCAGAAUCCACCCUGUGCUAGGAUAUCCAGUACCGCUUUUUAUCCCUGAUGGUGUGCCUGGCCUGGGCUUGCUGGGAGAGCUGACGCUGACUCCAGCUGCUGCGCUGUGUCCCUGCCUGGAGCUCUUUUCCAGCCAGCAGAAUAGAAUUUCUUCAGUUUCCAUAUUUUUAUAUGGGCCUUCAGGUCUGCCUCUAGUAUUGCCAACUCAGGAGCAGCCAGCUACUGCUGUCUUCAAAGAUACUUCUUAUUUCAUCAAUUGGAAGAAACACCACUUAUGUAUGGUGCCCAAUUUGGAUCUCAAUUUGGAUAGAGAUUUUGUUCUUCCAGAUGUGAGUUAUCAGGUGGAACACAGUGAGGAGGAUCAGUCUCAAAAUAUGGACCCUCAAGGACAAACUCUGCUGCUUUUUCUCUUUGUGGAUUUCCACAGUGAAUUUCAAGUCCAGCACACAGAACUCUGGGGGGUCCACAGUUGGCUCGCAGCUCAUCUCAGUGCUGUCCUCGUGGAGAGCCACAGUGCGGUGCAGGCUUCUCUGCAGGGCGCCGUGGACCAGGCCUUGGAGCAGCACCAGCAGGCUGCCCAGAUUUGUCAGAAACUGCAGGCCUCACUCUCGGUGGCUGUGAAUUCCAUCAUGAGUAUUGUGACCAGCAGUACCAGCAGCAGCUUCCGAAAGACCUGUCUCCAGGCCCUUCAGGCAGCCGACACACAGGACUUUGGGACCAAACUGCACGAAGCAUUUCAUGAGGUCACCCGGCACCAGUUUCUUCACCACUGCUCAUAUGAAGCGAGGCAGCAUCUGCCCCCAGAGAAUGCAGCACAGAGCGCGGAGGAUGCACGUGACAACAGCUGCCCAGAUCUCGGCACUUCGGGGAUCCGCCGGCCAGUAGGAAAGAGGAGGCUCAAGAGGAACCGCGUCCGCCGGCGCGUGGCGGAGACUCCGGCGUCCCCCGCCGCCGGGGCCUCGGGCCCGCCCCCGGCCGUCCCGAGCGGCGCGGGGUCCCCCGCGGGCCCCCGGAGCCCCGGCGGCAGCGGCGCGGGGCCCGGGCGCGGCCUGGAGGACGCGCUGUGGCUGCAGGAGGUCUCCAACCUGUCCGAGUGGCUGCGCCCCGGCCCCGCGCUCUGA